Molecule: messenger RNA, 795 nt
Organism: Myxocyprinus asiaticus (Chinese sucker)
Lineage: Eukaryota; Metazoa; Chordata; Actinopteri; Cypriniformes; Catostomidae
Product: GTPase IMAP family member 9-like
Exons: 2
Coding region: 1-795 (264 amino acids)
Molecular function (GO): GTP binding
Source: RefSeq, a predicted model, not a curated record
AUGUCGUUGGACAUAGGGAACUCCAUCCUGGGAGAGAAAAUGUUUCAUGCAGAGGCUUCACCUGAGGAAGUUACAAAAGAGUGCAGCAGAAGAUAUGUGGAGCAUGAAGGAAAAACAAUCAGUGUAACUGACAUGCCUGGGUUUUGUGGAUCAAUGACAAAGGAGGAAAUGAAGACACACAUAGAGCAGUGUGUUUACAUGUCUGUUCCUGGUCCUCAUGUGUUUCUGCUGGUGAUCAAUCUGGGUGUCAGAUACACAGCAGAAGAGAUGAACAUGGUAAAAUUAAUUCAGCAGAACUUUGGAGUAGAUGCUACACGCUACACCAUCGUUUUGUUCACUCAUGCUGAUCAGUUGAAGGGUAAAAAUUUGCAACAUUAUGUAGGAGAGAGCAAACAUCUAAGGAAUCUUACUGAAAGCUGUGGUGGCAGAUAUCAUGCAUUCAACAACGAGAACAUGAUGAACUGCUCUCAGGUCAAAGAGCUGCUGAAGAAGAUAGACAAUACGAUCAAGGGAAAUGGAGGAACACAUUACACAAACGACAUGUUUGAAAAAGCUCAGAAAAAGAUUAAAAACAAGGAGGUGUUAAAAAAGACAGUAGAUAUUGCAUUAGGAGCUGGUUCAGUUUUAGGAACCGGAGCAGCUGUAGCAGGAGGUGUAGUCCUGGGUGUAACAGAGGCUAUGGUUUUACCUGCAGUUAUAUUAACAGCUGGGACUGCAACUGCAGUUGGAAUGGGUGCUAACUUUGCAGUGAGGAAGAUCAAGGAAAACAGAGAAAGAGACAGAAAAAACAAUUAG